Molecule: messenger RNA, 1700 nt
Organism: Vitis riparia (riverbank grape)
Lineage: Eukaryota; Viridiplantae; Streptophyta; Magnoliopsida; Vitales; Vitaceae
Product: protein DETOXIFICATION 16-like
Exons: 8
Coding region: 134-1582 (482 amino acids)
Biological process (GO): xenobiotic detoxification by transmembrane export across the plasma membrane
Cellular component (GO): membrane
Molecular function (GO): xenobiotic transmembrane transporter activity; antiporter activity
Source: RefSeq, a predicted model, not a curated record
ACCAUUUUCAAACCCUAAAAUGCUGUUUUGUCUGAAUCAGAGAGAACUUCAAGUCUCAUUGUAGAUAUGUACUGACCCAGAAGAAGAAGAAGAAGGAAGAGGAAAAGGUUUAUUUGACUAGUGAUCAGAAUAUAUGGAUUCAGAAGAAGAAAUACUGAGUCUAUGUGUUUCGGAUUCUGAUGUUGAUUAUAAGGAUUUGUGGAGGGUAGAGAUUGGUGAAGAGGUGAAGAAGCAACUGGCGUUAGCUGGACCUCUAACAAUUGUUGGUGUUUUGCGAUACUUUACACAGGCUGUGUCUUUGAUGUUUGUGGGUCAUCUUGGAGAAUUACCUCUCGCAAGUGCUUCCAUGGCUGCUUCCUUUGCUUCCGUCACUGGUUUCAGCCUUUUGAUUGGAAUGGGAAGCGCAUUGGACACCUUGUGUGGUCAGGCCUAUGGAGCAAAACAUUAUCACAUGCUUGGCAUUCAUAUGCAGAGAGCCAUGUCUGUUCUUUUACUUGUAAGUGUUCCUCUGGCUUUCAUCUGGGCCAAAACUGAGCACAUUCUUAUGAACCUUGGCCAAGAUCCAUAUAUUUCAAGGGGAGCUGGGCGGUAUGUUUGGUUCAUGAUGCCUACACUAUUUUCCUGUGGAAUUCUACAAUGCCUUGUUAGAUUUUUGCAAACUCAGAAGAUUGUAUUUCCAGUGAUGCUAAUCUCAGCAAUUACUACUUUAUUUCACUUCCCCACUUGCUGGAUCCUGGUUUUCAAGACUAGCUUCGGCAGUGCAGGUGCUGCCUUGGCCUGUUCAAUCUCUUCUUGGAUCAACGUGUUCCUGUUAGUACUUUAUGUCAAGUUCUCACCUGCCUGCAAGCAAACUUGGACUGGCGUUUCUGAAAUGAAUAUUCAAGAUGUCCUUAGCUUUCUAAGAUUAGCCGUUCCUUCAGCCUCUAUGGUCUGUUUAGAGUUCUGGUCAUUUCAAGUGUUGAUUCUCAUUGCUGGUAUUCUUCCUAAUCCUCAGCUGGAAACAUCAGUAUUGUCAAUCAUCCUCACUACAUGUGCAAUGUUGUUCAAUAUAUACUUGGGAAUAGGCAGCGCUGGGAGUAUAAGGAUUUCAAAUGAAUUGGGCGCUGGGCGACCACAAAAAGCAUACUUGGCAGUACAUGCUGUGCUAAUCCUGGCCAAUGUGUUCGGAAUGCUGCUUGGGUCGAUCAUGUUUUUGUUGCGUCGUACUUGGGGCUACUUGUUUAGCAAUAAAGAGGAAGUAGUGAAAUAUGUUGCCUCCAUGAUGCCUUUGCUAGCUACUUCAGCCUUAUUGGAUGCAAUCCAGUGUGCACUUUCAGGUAUUGUUAGAGGAUGUGGGUGGCAGAAGAUUGGAGCCAUUGUCAAUCUGGGAGCUUAUUACCUUGUUGGUAUCCCUUGUGCUCUUCUUUUUACAUUUGACUUUGGCCUUGGAGGGAAGGGGCUUUGGAUGGGGAUUCUAUGCGCGCUCUUUCUGCAAAUGUUGUGUCUUCUUGUUGUGACUUUACAAACUAAUUGGGAGCAACAGGCAAAGAAGGCUGAAGCUGAGGUCUGCAGGUCAAGGUAUAUGGAUUAUGUUCUAAGAUAGGCCUGAUUAGAGCUACUUCUUCCAUGUAACAGUGCUUACAAAUGAUUUAAUUUGUAGAAGACUGAGACAAUAUGUAGUUGUAAGGGUGGAAAAUGAUUUAUGUUUUACUCAUACCUAA